Carlito syrichta (Philippine tarsier) is the source of this 2511-nucleotide messenger RNA. It is a transcript of the gene TAS1R2, whose product is annotated as taste 1 receptor member 2. Gene Ontology annotation, molecular function: G protein-coupled receptor activity; sweet taste receptor activity. The record is from RefSeq and is a predicted model, not a curated record. The transcript has 6 exons. Gene Ontology annotation, biological process: G protein-coupled receptor signaling pathway; sensory perception of sweet taste. NCBI's taxonomy places the organism in Eukaryota, Metazoa, Chordata, Mammalia, Primates, Tarsiidae. The coding region runs from base 1 to 2511 and encodes 836 amino acids. Gene Ontology annotation, cellular component: membrane; sweet taste receptor complex.
AUGGGGCCCCAGGCAAGGGUGGUCUGCUCCCUGUUCCUUCUCCUGCAGGUCCUGGCAGAGCCAGCUGGGAACUCGGACUUCCACCUGGCCGGGGAUUACCUCCUGGGUGGCCUCUUCAGCCUCCAUGCUAAUGUGAAGGGCAUCACUCACCUCAACUUCCUACAGGUGCCCAAGUGCAAGGAGUAUGAGAUAAAGGUGCUGGGCUACAACCUCAUGCAGGCCAUGCGCUUUGCGGUGGAGGAGAUCAACGGCCGCCGCAGCCUGCUGCCCGGCGUGCGGCUAGGCUACGAGAUGGUGGACGUGUGCUACAUCUCCAACAACAUCCACCCCAUGCUCUACUUCCUGGCACGGGAGGACUACUCCCUGCCCGUCCAGGAGGACUACAGCUACUACGUGCCCCGGGUGGUGGCCAUCAUUGGCCCUGAGAGCUCUGAGUCCGUCAUGACGAUGGCCAACUUCUUCUCCCUCUUCCUGCUCCCACAGAUCACCUACAGCGCAAUCAGCGACAAGCUGCGCGACAAGCUGCGCUUCCCGGCAGUACUGCGCACCACACCCAGUGCCGACCACCAUGUCGAGGCCAUGGUGCAGCUGAUGCUGCACUUCCGCUGGAACUGGGUGGUCGUGCUGGUCAGCAGUGACGAUUACGGCCGCGACCACGGCCAGCUGCUGGGCGAGCGCCUGGCCCGCCGGGACGUCUGUGUGGCUUUCCAGGAGACGCUGCCCAUGCCGCAGCCGGACCAGGUGGUGACGCCCCGGGAGCGCCGGCGCCUGCGGGCCAUUGUGGACAAGCUGCAGCAGAGCUCGGCACACGUGGUGGUCGUGUUCUCGCCCGAGCUGGCUCUGCACAACUUCUUCCGUGAGGUGCUGAGCCGCAACUUCUCGGGUGCGGUGUGGAUCGCCUCCGAGUCCUGGUCCAUCGACCCGGUCCUGCACAACCUCCCCGAGCUGCCCCAUGCGGGCACCUUCCUGGGCGUCACCAUCCAGAGUGUGCCCAUCCCUGGCUUCAGCAAGUUCCGCACACAGGCAAGGCUGCCGCCGCCCAAUGGAACCAGCCGGGAGUCCACUUGCAACCAGGAGUGUGACACCUGCUUGAACACCACCGCAUCCUUCAACACCAUCUUCAUGCUGUCGGGGGAGCGCGUGACCUACAGCGUGUACUCGGCCGUCUACGCCGUGGCCCAUGCCCUACACAGCCUCCUCCGCUGUGGCCGGACCAGCUGUGCCAAGAGGGUGGUCUACCCCUGGCAGCUACUUCAGGAGAUCUGGAAGGUCAACUUCACGCUCCUGGGCCACCAGAUCUUCUUCGACCACCAAGGGGACGUGCCUCUGCGCUUGGAGAUCAUCCAGUGGCGGUGGGACCUGAGCCAGAAUCCCUUCCAGAGCGUCGCCUCCUACUACCCCAUGCAGCGGCAGCUGAAGGACAUCGGCGACAUCUCCUGGCACACCCCCAACAACACGAUCCCUGUGUCCAUGUGCUCCAAGACGUGCCGGCCUGGGCAAAAGAAGAAGCCUGUGGGCAUCCACCCCUGCUGCUUUGAGUGCAUCGACUGCCCACCUGGCACCUUCCUCAACCAGACUGCAGAUGAAUAUGACUGCCAGCCCUGUCCGAGCGACAAGUGGUCCCACAGGAGUGACACCUCCUGCUUCAAGCGGCUGCUGGCCUUCCUGGAGUGGCACGAGGCGCCCACCAUCACUGUGACCAUCCUGGCGAUCUUGGGCUUCCUUAGCACCCUAGCCACCACGGCCAUAUUCUGGAGGUAUUUCCAGACGCCCGUGGUUCGCUCGGCCGGCGGCCCCAUGUGCUUCCUGAUGCUGACGUCACUGCUGGUGGCGUACACGGUGGUCCCGGUGUAUGUGGGGCUGCCCUCGGUCCCCAGGUGCCUCUGCCGCCAGGUCCUCUUCCCGGUCUGUUUCACCACCUGCAUCUCCUGCAUUGCCGUGCGCUCCUUCCAGAUUGUCUGCGUCUUCAAGAUGGCCAGGCGCCUCCCGCGCGCCUACGGCUUCUGGGUCCGCUGCCACGGGUCCUACGCCUUUGUGGCGCUUAUGACGGUGCUCAAGCUGGUCAUCGCGAUGGGCAACGUGCUGGCCACCAGCAGCAGCCCCGCCACCCACCCCGACCCCAACGACCCCAGGAUCAUGAUCCUGUCUUGCAACCCCAACUCCCGCCACGGGCUGCUGGCCAACACCAGCCUGGACCUGCUCCUGGCGGUGGCCGGCUUCAGCUUCGCCUACGUGGGCAAAGGGCUGCCCACCAGCUACAAUGAGGCCAAGUUCGUCACCCUCAGCAUGACCUUCUACUUCACCUCCUCUGUCUCCCUCUGCACCUUCAUGUCUGUCUACAGCGGGGUGUUGGUCACCAUCAUGGACCUCUCGGUCAUGGUGCUCAACCUCCUGGCCAUCACUCUGGGCUACUUCGGCCCCAAGUGCUACGUGAUCCUCUUCUACCCGGAGCGCAACACGCAGGCCUAUUUCAAUAGUGUGAUCCAGAGCUACACCAUGAGGAGGGACUAG